Nylanderia fulva is the source of this 1121-nucleotide messenger RNA. It is a transcript of the gene ND-13A, whose product is annotated as NADH dehydrogenase (ubiquinone) 13 kDa A subunit. NCBI's taxonomy places the organism in Eukaryota, Metazoa, Arthropoda, Insecta, Hymenoptera, Formicidae. Gene Ontology annotation, biological process: mitochondrial electron transport, NADH to ubiquinone. The record is from RefSeq and is a predicted model, not a curated record. Gene Ontology annotation, cellular component: respiratory chain complex I.
AUAAUUUGAAAAUGAGAAUGUAAUCUUAUCUAAGUUACUUAAUUCAAACGAGGUCUAUGUAAAUAUACGAAGAGAGAAAUUACAUGUCGUACUGAUGGUCAUCUAACGCUCAUUACUGAAGAGUAUUCUUUAUAUAGAUUGCCGUUGUAAGGACGAAACGUACAAUGAAAAUGUAACUCAGGAGACACAGAGAUCAUCAGUUCGACAUACGGUAGAGCAAGAUAAAUGUACGUCGACACUCACCCCCAAUCUUUUCCGCGAUGUUACAUUAUUCUCUUAUACAGCUACAAAAAGAACAAAUAGCUAGCGAGCGCGAGGGCUAUUCCGUGGCCCUCUAAUAAAUCACAAUAGGAACAUCCCGUCACUAGCUCCGGAAAGCAAUUCGUCACGUCCACUUCGCGACUGUCCACAGUUACAUGUACAUACACUCUUUGUCUACUUACCCUGUAUAGACUCAUCCUCCAGAAGAGCGUUUCCGUGCGCCUGCGUCCGUAUACAAGCGAUGACGAGGGAUCAUCGAGCGACCUUGAAUUACGGGGAUGAAGAACGCGUUUUGCGAGUACAAUUCCGAAAGUUUUCCUAUCAUCUUGUUUGCAUGCUCGCUUCACUCAUAAUCCGAGCAGCGGCGCUGAAACUAAUCUCCGUCAGCUAUCAACAAUCGUCAAGUAUGGCGACCAAAAGGUUAAGCAAAUUAUGUACUCCUUUUAACAAGUUAUGCAAAAGUAAUGCACUUGCAACAAAUGCAAUAACGCAACGUACGUAUGCAACUGUGGACGAAGGUGACACUAAAGUCAUUCACACUGGUCAGGUGUUCGAGAAAGAUGAUUAUCGAUUGGUGAGAUUCAUAGAUAGGCCAAAAGAAGUUAAAAAUUGGGCGAUUAAUUUGAUAAAUGAAGUGCCACCAUCUCCUAAAAAAAGAAUAGUAGCUUGCGAUGGUGGUGGAGGCCCUCUUGGACAUCCUAAAGUGUAUAUAAAUCUUGAUAAACCAGGCAAUCAUAUCUGUGGUUACUGCGGUUUGCGGUUUUAUAAGGAGGAUCAUCAUUAAGUAAUCACUGUAUAUAAGUAGUUACAUUAUCAAUUUAAAAAUAUGUAUAUAUUUUAGAAUGCAAUGUGUAUGUUUU